Molecule: messenger RNA, 627 nt
Organism: Emys orbicularis (European pond turtle)
Lineage: Eukaryota; Metazoa; Chordata; Testudines; Emydidae
Gene: CAPSL
Product: calcyphosine like
Exons: 4
Coding region: 1-627 (208 amino acids)
Molecular function (GO): calcium ion binding
Source: RefSeq, a predicted model, not a curated record
AUGCCCGGUACAGCGAGGCACGACCGAGACAUGGCAGUCCAAGCCAAAAGAAACCUGGCCAAAACCACAGACCCAAUUGAGAGGCUUCGGCUGCAGUGUCUAGCAAGGGGGUCUGCAGGCAUCAAAGGACUUGGCAGAGUAUUUCGGAUUAUGGAUGACAACCAAAACAGAACCCUUGAUUUCAAAGAAUUCUUGAAAGGGUUAAAUGAUUAUGCCGUGAUGAUAGACAAGGAAGAAGCUCAUGAGCUUUUCAGGAUCUUUGAUAAAGAUGGCAACGGAACAAUAGACUUUGAUGAAUUUCUUGUAACGUUAAGACCUCCAAUGUCUAAUGCCAGAAAAGAGGUCAUCAUGCAAGCAUUUAGGAAGUUUGACAAAACCGGUGAUGGUAUUAUAACCAUUGAAGACUUACGGGGGGUGUAUAAUGCAAAGCAUCAUCCCAAAUAUCAGAAUGGAGAAUGGACAGAAGAUCAAGUUUUUAGAUCCUUUCUAGAUAACUUUGAUUCACCGUAUGAGAAAGAUGGGAAGGUUACAACAGAAGAAUUCAUGAACUACUAUGCAGGAGUCAGCGCUUCAAUAGACACUGAUGUCUAUUUCAUUAUCAUGAUGAGAAAUUCUUGGAAAUUCUAA